CAGGAGGAUUGUAGCAGCCCAGAGCUGGAUCUAAAAUGAUGCGUCUGUUCUUCCGCUCUGUUGCGGGCUGCUGUCCUUCAUUCCUCCCUCAUCAUCCUCCACACACCCGGGAGACUUUCUCCAAGGCCGCUUCUUACAAAAAAAUGUUUCAUUACCUGACGGAGGAGAGAGGCAGGCCGAACUCACCGGAAUACCGGAUUUACUUUAAAACCUCACAUGGGAAAUACAUUUCUCCGUUCCAUGACAUCCCGCUCUAUGCACCCCAUCAACAGACGGACGACGUACCAGCGAAGAAACAGAAACGCCCUGACAGAGAGAUUCUCUUCAAUAUGGUUGUGGAGGUUCCUCGCUGGUCCAAUGCCAAGAUGGAGAUAGCCACGAAGGAAACGCUGAACCCCAUUAAACAGGACGUGAAAAAAGGCAAACUCCGAUAUGUGGCCAACAUUUUUCCACAUAAAGGCUACAUCUGGAACUAUGGCGCGCUGCCUCAGACCUGGGAGGAUCCCAAUCACACAGAUAAAGACACCAGCUGCUGUGGAGACAACGACCCCAUAGACGUCUGUGACAUCGGCACCACGGUAUGCUCUACUGGUCAGGUGAUCCAGGUGAAGGUGCUUGGUAUUCUGGCUCUGAUUGAUGAAGGAGAGACAGACUGGAAAGUCAUCGCCAUCAACACUGACGAUCCUGAUGCUAAUAAACUUCACAGUAUUCAGGAUGUUCGGGUGAACAGACCCGGUCACCUGGAGGCGACGGUGGAUUGGUUUAGAAAAUAUAAAAUACCUGACGGGAAACCGGAGAACCAGUUCGCCUUUAACGCACAAUUCAAGGACCAGGACUUUGCUGUAGAGGUGAUUAAAUCCACACACAGCUAUUGGAAAGCUCUGGUGCAGAAACAGACGAAAUGUGGAGAGAUCGUGUGUCAGAACUCCUCGGUCUGCGGAAGCCCGUUUCAGUGCAGCGACGCCGACGCUGUUGCCGUAGUCAGAGCUGCUCCAGAGUACGGAGAGGGUCUGCCGCUUCCUGCAGAAGUGGAUAAGUGGCAUUUCCUGUCCCAGUGACCCUGCGGCUCUGUCCACUGACCCGCUCUACUGUACUACAGUUUGUACAGAGACGCACAUCAGCUGCACUUCAUUAGUCGUUCAGAAUUAUUAAUCACCUCACUUAUAAAUUCAUUCGGUGUCCCUUCAAUGAUUAAUAGCUGAUUUUUUUUACUACUUUAGCAAACUGAAGUUUGACCUUUACUGAUACCGGAGAAAUACAUCAAACCCCAACCUGUUGUACUGAUCUGUCUCUGUGCCGUCACACUUUACUUUAAAUUGUACAAUUUACUUUAGAAAUUAUUUUUUUAAGACACAUCACACAAAAAGAAUAUUUAUUUUUUCAUACAGAACCGUAUUAAGUGGGUGGAGUUUGGGGUGUGACUUUAUUAUUGUUUUUGUUAAAUAAAUACACUAUAAAUGUGCACUUUA
Molecule: messenger RNA, 1469 nt
Organism: Tachysurus vachellii
Lineage: Eukaryota; Metazoa; Chordata; Actinopteri; Siluriformes; Bagridae
Gene: ppa2
Product: inorganic pyrophosphatase 2
Exons: 12
Coding region: 36-1058 (340 amino acids)
Biological process (GO): phosphate-containing compound metabolic process
Cellular component (GO): cytoplasm
Molecular function (GO): inorganic diphosphate phosphatase activity; magnesium ion binding
Source: RefSeq, a predicted model, not a curated record